AUGUCAUUCAAGCCAUUCCGUUCCCCACUUCCCAGAAAGCCACAACCCUCGACCACAACUGCCACAGCGCGUGUGCCUUCAAUCCCCGAAGAGCCUUUGCGUAAACGAAGGCGGGUGAACACCUGUGAUGACGGUGACAAGGAGGUAGUAGAAACUUGCGAUAAUGAGACAUACUACAGCGUACUUUGGCGCAAACCUACUGCUAAGAAGAAUAAAACUUGGGAUGGAGACGGAAUCAUCAUUGCUCGGGGCGACUAUGGCUACCUGCAGGAUGUAUCUGGGCGGGAAAUGGGCAAGAUUAUACUGAGAUCUAGCCUGGAACCUGGAGCUUCAUUGUCUAUAAGUGGUAAGGAUGUCGAGGUGGAGUCAGUGCUUAGCCGGAAGGAAUUCCUUUCCACUUCAAAUGGAGCACAGAAAGACAGCAUUGAAAAAAAGAACAACAUUGCAAAUACUCCAUCCCAUAACUCUCGCCUUCCUUCUAAUACAGUCUCGAAACCCGGAAUGAAAAUUUCGCUGAAUGAUUUGAAGACCCAAAAACCCCUUAAUAUGUCUGCCUCGCGGAGUUAUGCCACCAAUAGCUCUUUUAAGAACCCUUUGAAGCAGUCUACCGUGUUACCGCCAGGAUCGAGCGGGCAAAUAACCCCUAGACAUGACCCCACUCUACCUGGCGCUGUGGUAAUGAAAAGACCUAGCUCAGUCCCCCCUGGCAAACAGAUAGUAGAUGUCGUCGUUGACCCGAUUCUAGGGAAACAUCUAAGGGAGCACCAGAAGGAGGGUGUUAAGUUUCUUUAUGAGUGUGUUAUGGGGCUGCGGCCUUUCAAUGGCGAAGGAGCUAUUCUAGCCGAUGAAAUGGGUCUAGGGAAGACACUGCAAACAAUAGCCUUAAUUUGGACCCUACUGAAGCAGAAUCCCAUAUACGGUUCUCAGCCAGUAAUCAAGAAGGCCCUAAUUGUCUGCCCGGUUACCCUUAUUAACAACUGGAAAAAAGAAUUUAAGAAAUGGCUAGGCAGCGAUCGAAUUGGUGUAUUUGUUGCUGAUGGUAAGGGAAAUCGGUUAUCAGAUUUUACAAUGGGACGAAGCUAUAGUGUUAUGAUCAUUGGUUAUGAGAGACUACGUUCUGUGCAAGACCAACUUACAAAAGGGCCUGGAAUAGACAUUGUUGUUGCUGACGAGGGCCAUCGGCUGAAGACUGUGCAAAACAAGAGUUCACAGGCCAUUCAAUCUCUAAACACUACACGCCGAAUUAUUCUUUCUGGGACACCAAUCCAGAACGAAUUGAGCGAGUUCUUUGCUAUGGUGGAUUUUGUCAACCCUGCCCUCCUAGGAACGUUUAAGUCAUUUAUGAGGGAUUUUGAAGGCCCAAUUGUUGGAGCUAGACAGCCAAAUGCUCCUAAGAAGGUCAUCGAAAAGGGGAAGGCUAGAAGUGAAGAACUGGCGGAGUUGACGUCUCCGUUUAUCCUCCGCCGGACAGCUGAUAUCCUUUCAAAACACUUGCCGCCAAAAACAGAGUACAUAUUAUUCUGCAAUCCUACUUCUGCGCAGAGAAGUGUAUACCAUCACGUUCUCGCCUCUCCUAUGUUCCAAUCUGUGUUGAGAAACUCUGAAAGUGCUUUACAACUUAUCACUAUUCUGAAGAAAGUAUGCAACAGCCCCUCGUUGCUUAAGCCGAAGGUAGAGGAUAAUGGCAAAGGUGAAGACACAUCAAUGAGUGCUUUGUUAUCCUCUCUCCCACCGAAUAUUCAUCGCUGUCUUGCUGCGGGUUCUAGCGGGAAGAUCAGAGUUCUCGAUCAAUUGCUCUAUAACCUACAGAGUAAGACGAAAGAGAAAGUCGUCCUGGUGUCCAAUUAUACUUCUACGUUAAACCUGCUGGCAAAUCUCCUGACUUCGCUAGACCUCCCAUUCUUGCGUCUAGAUGGUUCUACACCUGCCACGAAACGUCAGGCUCUAGUAGAGGAUUUCAAUCGUUCUCCGUCUUCAUCUUGUUUUGCAUUCUUACUUUCCGCAAAAGCAGGAGGUACAGGGCUGAACCUCAUCGGAGCCAGCAGGCUUGUACUUUUCGACGUGGACUGGAACCCAGCAACUGACAUCCAGGCAAUGGCAAGGAUUCAUCGAGAUGGCCAGAAGCGACACUGCCAUAUCUACCGUCUAUUGCUCAAAGGUGGAAUAGAAGAGAAGAUCUGGCAGCGACAAGUGACAAAACUUGGUUUGGCAGAUAGCGUUAUGGAUCAAAAGGGUGGCAUAGCCCAUUUUUCACAGGAGGAAUUGAAAGAUUUAUUCCGUCUGGAUGAGAUCUCCAAGUGCCAAACUCACGAAUUAUUAGGAUGCGAGUGUGGUGGUCGGGGAGAGACGUCUAAGGAUAUAAAGGAUGAAGACAACCUUCGUGCAGAAUCAAUCUCCGUUUCUUCUUCCGAGGAUGAAGACCAUGAGCUGGAAGAUUCAGACGACGAGUUCCCUGAUCUUCCAAAGCUGAUGAAAGCGUCGGAGCUCAUGAUAUCUGGAGCACCUCAACCUUCAUCUAAACAGCAGAAAGCAUACGAGAGAGCCAAAAAGCGUUUCUUAAUGCAAUACUCCCAUAUUGAUACUACCUUGUUGAACACCGGAGAACAAGAUGUUGACGGAGACGAGGCCGUUUGUGAUACAAACACAAGUAUUGAAGCAAGUAUUGGAGACGAAGUUCUAUUGUCAUUGCUAAAAGAAGAGAAAAGUGGGGUGGGAUACCUUUUUAAGAAGAGUGGCUUUGCGAAUGCUCCAUUACUCGUUGAUUAG
Molecule: messenger RNA, 2766 nt
Organism: Trichophyton benhamiae CBS 112371
Lineage: Eukaryota; Fungi; Ascomycota; Eurotiomycetes; Onygenales; Arthrodermataceae
Exons: 2
Coding region: 1-2766 (921 amino acids)
Biological process (GO): double-strand break repair via homologous recombination; reciprocal meiotic recombination
Cellular component (GO): nucleus
Molecular function (GO): DNA translocase activity; ATP binding; ATP-dependent chromatin remodeler activity
Source: RefSeq, a predicted model, not a curated record